AUGGUCAUGCGCAUGACGAGUUGGGAAGAGUGGUGGAGUUGGCACGCUGCGCUGUGGGAGUAUAAGGAAGAUGCGCUCAAAAGCAUAGAAAAAUGCGUAGAGACGGAGUGGCGCAGCAUGGAGAAACAUCUAAAGAAGAGCUACACAGAGACGGUGCUGAGGGCUCACCCGCGCUACCGCUUCCCAGCCUUCCAGGGAGGGAGCAAAGAUAGAAGCCACGGCGCGGCCCAUAGACGACAAAGCCAGAGCGGCCAGAGCACCCACGAUGGGUGCAGGCACACGACCUACAAUAGCCACCAGCGCAACGCGGCAGUCCGCGCACAUGGUGGGGCCUUGUCGCCACCGCCGCCGGCGGUGUCGCGGGAAGCAGGGGCGCACCAAGACGAUGACGUGCUUGCUGUGGCGGGGACCACGUCAGGCAGCACCGCACAGUUGUCGCGGCACUACACUAUCGCGAAGGCCGAGCCGCUCGUAUUGAACUUCGUCAUGGAAAAUACCGUCGGCUGCUCGAUUGAGGCGACAGAGUUGACGCUGCUCUACCUUGACUACGCGUCACCCGAGCAGCUGUGGAAAAGCUCGAUGACACAGGCGGUGCGCCUGGAGGCCGGCGCGCGCCAGCGUGUCUCCCUCCCUUUCGAUCUUGUGUCGGAGGGCGAGUACGCCAUCAUUGGCCUGUCCUGGUCUUUGCUGGGUCAGGAAGGGUACUACUACUUUGCCACGCGGGAAAGCCGGCCUGGAUGCCCGGAGAGCCUGUACGAGUACGCGAUCGAGCACCCAAUGCCCUCGCUCGAUGCCCCGGAGAACAUUCAAGUGAGCGUGACGUCAUCGAAGGCGUGUGUCACUGCCACCUUCCGACCCCCGCUUCCCGAACACCUGUACGACGGUGAGUAUUUUCACACCAACCUCAUCGUGCAGAACACCAGCGCGCAGCAGGAUGCGGCGCAUGUGGUUCUGCAACGCAGCCCCGUGGCAUCACAUCUCAUGUACAUCGAGGAAUUUGGCCGGCUGCAGAACCUCAAGCGAGAGGCCCCGUUGGUGCUGGCGGAGCACCUGAAGGCGCAAGAGACUCGCACUUUCGCCGUCACCAUACGCCCGCAACAUCGUCGCGGCGAUACGGCGCGGCAGAACACCCCAAAUUACUUUUUUCUCCUUCUCGCCUACCUUCCCGAGCCCCUGUCGGUGCCAGAGAUGUCGCUUCCUGGCUCCGCGAGCGUCCCGGGGGUUGAAACGCCCAGUAUUACCCCGCCGACAGGGUCACUAUCGUCGACAGCGAUGCUGUCGCCCACUUCACCGUUGCACCGGCAGUUCCACACCCCGACCGCUCCUGUUGUUGCCCUCAGUGCUGCGAGUGGGCCGACCAUCAUGGUACGCCUACAUCGGUUGCUGCGCCGGUGCGAAGUCCAGCCAGUAGUGGCAAUGCACUCGACAGUGCUUCCGCCAGCCAACGCAUCACUGCAAACAGCUGUGGUGCUGACAGUAAAGAACAUUAGCCCGACCGCGGAACGUACCCCUAUUUCCGCUACUCUCGUGACCGCAAUCAUUUCCAAGGGCGGCGAGCCUACCUCCAUCACGCCGACGAGCGCCACUGAUGUCGUGCAGGCGGUGCCAGUAUCAAGCAGCGGAAACCCACCAUCGCCGCGGCACACCCACUCCAGAGGCCUCUCGUACGCGCCAGUGCGUAUUGCUCGUGUGCUGGUCGUGCACAGCCCGCGCUGGGGUGUGGAGUGCAAGGGCACCGAGGAGCUGUUUGCAGACCGCGCCAUGCACUGUCUGCUCUCUCACGGAGACUCACUGACACUACCUCUGCUGGUAAAGCGACAGCCGCGCGCCGCAGGGGAGGAAAACACGACGGAGCGGCGCAUACUCCUGAGCGACGCCGCCGCCGCCACCACCACCACCAGCACCGGGGUGCAGUGCCCGUACAGCGACACGACGUGCAUGGCGCUGGAAAGCGCAUUUCCGUCGCAAGAAGGGGCAAAGGCCGUUUCGAAUCACCUCGGCACGUCCAUAUCCCAGUCGGAGCGCAAUCUUUUCUUUCUCCAGACCUCGUGCCUCGGACCGGGCCGCGUCGGCGCACGCCCGUCCACGGCCGAGGCCGGCGGCGGCUUGGCAUUCUACGCCGACAAGGCUGGGCAACAGGAAGCACCGAAGACCGCAAAGCAGCGCCAAUGCGACGAGGUGGACGAGGAGAGGCGUCUCUGCGGGGGAGCGAUAGAGCAGUACACCCCACUUGCCAUCGCCGUGGCGUGGGUGCGCGAAGAGGACGGCAGCGUCGACGGCCGCGAGAGGCAUAAUGGUGGUGGUGGUGGUGGUGGUCUGGGACUGCGAGAAGGCCAAGCGUUUCUCUUUGUGGACCCCAUCGAGCACGUGUACCAGACACUGGCGCAGCAGCAGCGGCGGCAGGCGGAGCAGGAGUCAGCAGCGUCGCUUGAUCCCGCCCUCAGUGCCGUCAGGGCUGGAGUGUCAGUCGAGCAAACCCAGCAGGAGCUCUGUGAGGCGAUGUUGGUGCGCUACGCCAGCCUCAAGCCCUGGCAGGGAGCCUUGGUGUCGCACGUCCACGUACCGCGAGUCGUGCAAAUCUCGAAGGGUCAAGGCUCGAACAAGACUGUUGCUGCCCCAGUGCCGGUGACGCUGCGCUGCCUAUCGCUGGCGCCGGUGCCGCUGCUCGUGACUGCCGAGGCGCUGCCGCCCUCAGUGCCGCACCGCUCUCUGUCCUAUCCGGAGAGCGUUCGCGAUGGAGGUACGAGGGGCAACCAGCCCGCCAGCCCUGCCACGCCACCACCACUCUUUCAUCCGGCAGCAGCAACAGUAAGCAGCUCCGAUGUGCCGGUACUGUUUGUGGGCAAGACGAUGCACACAUUCUUGCUAAUGCCGAGCGACGAGUACGAGGUGAAGUUUACAGCGCUCGCGUUGCGUCCUGGAGUGGUGGACCUUCAGGGCAUCUCUCUCAGUGCGACCCCCAUCUGCUAUCUGCACAGCACCACUGGGAAAAAAGCGGACGACGACGGCGGCGCUGACGAGGUGCGAGGCACGGUAGGUCCACCGCCGCCGCCUCAGGGCGGUAACACUGCCACCACUGUGCAGCCGCUCAUGUUCACAGGUAUGACACUUCCGUCUCUCAUUCGCGCCUUGCUGAGUCGCAAGACGCCGUCUGCAGAGCCCAGAACUACGGCACACGUGUUGCCCUCAGGCCAGCAGCUAUCUGAGCACGAGCGCUCUGACGACGAAGCAGUCGAGUGCAGCAGCGCGGAACGGUGCGGACGCCAGCGACGCCUGCAGGGGCAUCUGGCGGCUGCAGCGCAUAGAAGUGUGAUGACGCUGAUCGAGCGCCACGGCACCCGGGCAGCGGAGCUGGUGCAUCAGCUCGCCCCUCUGGGCCCUGCCGGCGGCCCCACGGUCAGCCAGGUGAUGCCGCGCACCGCGCCCGCCCUCACGCGCGUCAUUGUGGUCGAUGUCCAAGCCGCUACACAGCCCGAUGUAGGGGUUAGUGCUGGUGCGACGGUGCAGAAAGCGGCACCUGCUGCUGCCCCUGAUGCGACCGUGAGCGACUCUUCCACCGCGGCGGCUACGGCGACGCACACUCAUGACCCCAUCCGCAAAUUCUUCCGCCAGCUAGAGAACUUCGAGACGGAACUCCAGAGAGCGAGACUCAGCAACCCGUCCGACCCUUAUGCGUUGCAGUACGUUUACCGCCCCACCGUCAAGAUGGCGGAAGAAGGCACCUCUAGGGCGGCCUACUACACGUCCAACCGCUCCUUUACCACAUCCAUGUCAACCACCAGCGCCGCAGCCCCUUUGAUCAGCUCCUCCUGGAGCACGUUACUGAUGCCAGCGGCAGCGCUGUCACCUGCAACAGACAACUCUGUGACGACGAGCGGCGGAGGGGUCGCGGAGCCUGGCAGUGUUGGCGACUCCCGGGCGACCGAUCGGGUCUCGGCAAUGUCGCGAAAGGCGUGCAGCGUCGCGCGGCCGGUGCUUACGACCUCCUUCAGCGCACGGGAAAGCUCGUUCUCGGCUCCAUCACCCACGCAACAGCCCUGUGACGAUCCCCUGGAGCCGAGCAGCCCUCUGCACCUCCCCGCAGUAGCGUUCGAGCGCCGUGCAACGGAGGUCGCCCUCACCCUCGAUAUUGGCGAGGUGGUCAGUGACAAGUACACAGCAGAGCCUGCGACGUGUGAGGACUCAGACUCUCCCUGCGUAGCCGGCAUCAAGAUGCAGGUUGACCUCAUGUCUCCGCUGCAGCAACUGCACUCGAACAAUGUUGACUUAGCGGGUGCCGCUGGCAUGAGUGACGACACCGAAGUGCUGAUGAGCGCAGCUGGUGUCGACGAUCCGGAGGCGUGGGCUUCUCCGGCAGAGAGAGACGCGCCUGCGACACUAAGGCACUCCCAGGGAUCAGAACACUCCAGUUUAGAGGCCUCGGUAUACAACCCGCUAUCGCAGCCCUCCGCUGCUGGUACUGCAGCGGCUUCCCCUCCUAGCUUUACCUCUGGCGUUGUUGGAGGCAUUCCCCCACCCUCCCCGUCGUCUUCGUCCCCCACGUCAUCGGGAGCAGCGGAAGCAUCAGCAACGACGCCACCAACAUGA
Messenger RNA from Leishmania braziliensis MHOM/BR/75/M2904, 4587 nucleotides. RefSeq lists its product as hypothetical. The transcript has a single exon. Gene Ontology annotation, biological process: endoplasmic reticulum to Golgi vesicle-mediated transport; protein localization to phagophore assembly site. The coding region runs from base 1 to 4587 and encodes 1528 amino acids. The record is from RefSeq and is a predicted model, not a curated record. Gene Ontology annotation, cellular component: phagophore assembly site; TRAPPIII protein complex; cytoplasmic vesicle. Lineage: Eukaryota; Euglenozoa; Kinetoplastea; Trypanosomatida; Trypanosomatidae.